Messenger RNA from Dichomitus squalens LYAD-421 SS1, 1252 nucleotides. Its product is annotated as DHS-like NAD/FAD-binding domain-containing protein. Gene Ontology annotation, molecular function: NAD+ binding. The record is from RefSeq and is a predicted model, not a curated record. Bases 1 to 1095 code for a protein of 364 amino acids. The transcript has 10 exons. NCBI's taxonomy places the organism in Eukaryota, Fungi, Basidiomycota, Agaricomycetes, Polyporales, Polyporaceae.
AUGCGUGUCUCUGUUCCUACCAUUCCGGACGCCGUCCUCCGGACUGCAAACUCUCAGAACAGACGAAUAGCUCCUGCUCUUGCCAUCGAACGCAUCUCCGCCUUUCUCUCUAAUGGAAACACUGCCGUCAUAACCGGGGCUGGAGUGAGCGUGGACUCGGGUAUCCGCGCGUAUAGAGGGGAGCACGGUAGUUACUUGAACCCAAAUUAUAAGCCAAUAUUUUAUCAUGAGUUAAUGGAAGCCACACCUAGAGGAACGGGGUUUAGGCAACGAUACUGGCUCCGCUCGUACCUCGGUUACCCACCCGUCCGAGAUGCACAAGCCAACCCCACACACUACGCCCUCGCUGCACUCCAGUACUCAUCCGUCACCCCUCACAUUAUAACACAAAACGUAGAUGGGCUGCAUCACAAAGCCAUCAAAGACGUUUGGCACGAGUCACGACGAAACCAGGGCAUCCUCGAGCUACACGGAACAUUACAUAGAGUACGAUGUUCUCAUGGGCAUGCAAUAGACAGACAGACAUUUCAGGAGAGGCUCGGAAUUGCGAACCCGAAGUGGAAGGCGUUUGCAGAGGAGCUGGAGCGCACAGGAGCCCGACCCCGAACGAACCCGGAUGGAGAUGUGGUCCUCCCUGAGGGGACGGAGUACGACACGUUCGUCCUACCAGAUUGUCCCGACUGUCUGAAGGAGAACCGCGUGAACGACCUGCUGAAGCCUGAGGUCAUUUUCUUUGGCGAGUCGAUUCCUGCACCCGUGAAGGAUCGAUCGUUCGAGAUCGUAGAUUCCAGCGACAGACUGUUCGUCGUCGGUACGACACUGGCCACAUUUUCCGCAUUUCGGUUAGUCAAAUACGCCAUUGAGCAUCACAAGCCCGUUCUUCUCCUCAAUAUCGGCCCCACGCGCGCAGACCAGCUCGUCGGUAUCGAGACGAUCGAAAUCCCGGCUGGCUCCGUUAUGCGGGAGGUCGUGAAGGGGGUAUUGGGGAGCAGCGCCGACCGCGACGCUGUUGUCGCGAAGAUGUUGUCCAGCGGCGUUGUUAGGACGCCACCUGGGGACUACGACGACCCCGUGCCAAAACCGACGGGAGUCUAACCGUGGACGCACAAGGUCUUCUAGGACGUAUUGGGUAUACUAUAUCAUGUACGACGACAGGGUGUGGGUAAUCAUCGUCAGCUUCAGAGAUAUGCUGUGGCUGAGUGACUAGUGGCUAGCGUGUACACCCGAGCAGGUUUGUGUGGUCGGCAAUCGC